UUAUAAGAUAAUAACAGCUGUUUUUAUCUGCUAACUGCUUCUAGCCAAAAAGGUUCCAAUGAUCGUGAGUCGUACGUUAAAACAACAGUAACAAAAAAACAACGACGACAUUUAGUUAUUUGAGUUGUCUCCACUACUCUCUCUCUCGCGAAAUCAACAACAUAGUGUUUGUGUUUGUUAGCAAUAUCAAUCAGAUAUCAAUAGUAAUUAAUACUUUAUUUUUGAUUUACAUCUCUUGUUAACCCUUUCUUAUAACUUCAGAUUGAUUUUUUUUUAUACAUAAAAGAUUUGUAAUCGUGAUAAAUAAUAAGUCAAACAAUUCCUUUUUAAUCAUACUAUUGAAGAGAAAGUAAUUUUUAUUUUUCUAGUUUUUAGUUGCUUCCAAUUAUCAAAAGGUAGUAGGUAGAUGAUCACAAUGUUAUCAUUUAAAUUAAAUAUUGAUUAAAUAAAAUUUCCAUUAAUAACUUAUGAGUUUAUAGAUUUUUAAAAAUAAAUGGUUUCAUUUGACAAGUGAAUAAGAGUUAUUGGAAAUUUGGCGAUUAUGAUUUUUUUCUUAUAAAUUUGAUAUUUUGUUUUAGCAAUGUGUGACAUAUGUGUUUGGUAUAUGAUAUUCUGAACAUUUUGGAGUAUGGGUUUACUAGAGAGAUUAUAGAAAUGCUUAUGUGCUUUAUAUCGACUUUUAAUCCGAUUUACGAAUUAUUUGAUAUAGACAUAAUUGUUGGUGGAAUCCUAAGAAUGAAAACAAGUGGACGUUUCAUCUCUUUUUCAAGAGUGAACUCAACAUCUUAGAGAAAUAUGUUGAUUUUUUUUUCCUUAUACUAAACAUGCAUCCACAGAACCACUACAUAGAUAUUUUUUUGUGCAUGUUAUAAAUUUUGCGUCUAUUAUACCAUUUAAAUGACAAAUUAAUCGUAUAAUUGAUAAAAUUUAUAAUUAACAUAAUAACUUUUUUCAAUCGUAUUCUUUAUAACCAUCUCUUACAAUUUUAGAUUGGUUCUUUUUAGAUUUUAUAUAAAGAAGACGAUACCCAAUUUCAUUCUCUUGUUUAAAUCUUGUUUUGACAUCCUUUAUAUGUUGAUGUGACCUAAACAGGUGGGUCAUUUCAUCUAUUAAAUGUGAUUUUGGGAGUAUGUGAGUUUUGAUUUUUCCUGUGAGCUAAAUGAUUUACAGUGGAUGAUUGGUUACGAAGUCUCCAAGUUUGGAAUUUGCAAGGAUUAUGGAAGGGCAUCUCUUUCACCUUUUCAUGCUGAUAGUGAUAUUAAUUUGGGCAAUGUAAUGCAUAAAGAAUUUAAGACAAUUUCGAAUUACGUUAGCAAUGAAAUAUUCUCGAUUUGUGAAGAUGGUUCCAGAAUCAGAAAAAUGACCAGCAUUUGAAAGCUAUCUGAAAAACAUUAAGUUUUUUGAGAAAAAGCUUCACCAACUUAGAUAUCGUUUAUCUACCUAGGACGGAAAACAUAAAGACGGAUAGCUUGGCACGCAGUAUUCGAAAACAACCAUCUUUCGUCGUACAAAUGGAUGCAAAAUUACCGCAUUGGUUUACAUAGUCUACAUGAAUCUGUAAAAUAUUUACCGUAAGAAAAAGAAAAAAAUAUUUCACAAAUGUAUUAUGAUCUCUCUUUUUUGAUAAUUAAUGUAUUCCAAUCUUGUAUUUUUUUUUGUGAAAAUCUUGUAUCCUUUUGUGUUAUGAACUUAUGAUAAUGAAAUUCCAGCAUUAAAAAAGAAAAAAAAAAUCUGGUUCACGAAGUCUGGUGACUUCAUUUAAUAUUCUGUGAGUUGGUUUAUACUCCAAUAAGCAAAUAAGAUAACGCAAGUCACCCGUAAUAGGAAACACAUUCUAAGAGUAAUUAAUAAACUAGCUUAUGAAUUAUAUAAUUAACAAUCCCAUGUUAAAUUUUUUUUUUGAAUUACCAGGCGGUUCGAGCCGAACUCUAAUUUUCGAAACCACAGCAUUUAAUAUUAGCUUUAUCUCAACAGUCACUCUAGAGACCUUUGACACAAUGAUCAGAGUCCUUUAUAGUUGACUUAAUGAUCUAUCGUUCAAUGUUAAACUAUUAGUGAGUGCGUCAUUGUCACUGACUACCUCUAUAUAAACAUACGUACAUGAACCUUGUCCAAACUCCAAUCUAAUAAUCGAUCGUAAAGACGUAAAGACAAACAUCGACUCAUCACAAGAUCAUCGUCGUUAUGUGGAAGUUAAAAAUAGGAGAGGGAAAUGGGGAAGACCCUUACUUGUCCAGCACCAACAACUUUGUUGGACGUCAAACAUGGGAGUUUGAUCCCAAAGCCGGCACACCGGAGGAACGAGCCGCCGUGGAAGAAGCUCGCCGGAGUUUCUUGGUCAACCGUUAUCGUGUUAAAGGCUGCAGUGAUCUCUUCUGGCGAAUGCAAUUUUUGAAAGAGGCGAGGUUCGAGCAAGUGAUCCCGCCGGUGAAGAUCGACGGCGACGAAGCCAUAACUCACGAAAACGCGACGAAUGCGUUACGGAGAGGAGUUUCCUUCUUCUCUGCUUUGCAAGCCUCCGACGGUCACUGGCCAGGAGAAAUCACCGGACCUCUCUUCUUCCUUCCUCCGUUGGUGUUUUGUUUGUAUAUCACAGGACACCUAGAGAAGGUAUUCGAUGAGGAACAUCGCAAGGAGAUGCUUCGUCAUGUCUAUUGUCAUCAGAACGAAGAUGGUGGAUGGGGAUUACAUGUUGAGAGCAAGAGCAUUAUGUUCUGCACCGCGCUUAAUUACAUUUGCUUGCGUAUUCUUGGAGAAGGUCCCGAUGGGGGACGAGAUAACGCGUGUAAACGGGCAAGGCAAUGGAUUCUUGACCGUGGUGGUGUCACUUAUAUCCCUUCUUGGGGAAAGAUAUGGCUAUCGAUACUUGGAAUUUAUGAUUGGUCUGGAACCAAUCCGAUGCCUCCUGAGAUUUGGUUGCUACCUUCGUUUCUUCCCAUACACUUAGCGAAAACUUUGUGCUAUUGCCGGAUGGUUUACAUGCCAAUGUCGUAUCUAUAUGGGAAGAGGUUUGUUGGUCCAAUAACACCUCUUAUUCUGCAACUGCGUGAUGAACUCCUUUUGCAGCCUUACGAAGCUAUCAACUGGAACAAAACCAGGCGUCUAUACGCAAAGGAGGACAUGUAUUUUCCUCAUCCGUGGGUUCAAGAUUUGGUAUGGGAUGCUCUUAACGUCUUUGUGGAGCCGUUCCUUACGCGUUGGCCGUUAAACAAACUUGUGAGGGAAAAAGCUUGUCGGCUUGCAAUGAAACACAUACAUUACGAAGACGAGAAUAGCCAUUAUAUAACCAUUGGAUGUGUUGAAAAGGUAUUGUGCAUGCUUGCAUGUUGGAUUGAUAACCCUCAUGAAGACUACUUCAAGAAGCAUCUUGCUAGAAUUCCGGAUUACAUGUGGGUCGCUGAAGAUGGAAUGAAAAUGCAGAGCUUUGGAAGUCAACUAUGGGAUACAGGGUUUGCGGUUCAAGCUAUACUUGCUAGUGAUUUCCUUGAUGAAACUAGCAAUGUACUCAAGAAAGGACAUGAUUAUAUUAAGUUAUCUCAGGUUAGAGAAAACCCGUCUGGUGACUUUAAGAGCAUGUACCGCCACAUUUCCAAAGGAGCAUGGACUUUAUCUGAUCGAGAUCAUGGAUGGCAAGUUUCAGAUUGUACGGCUGAAGCUUUAAAGUGCUGCCUGCUGCUCUCCACCAUGCCAUCUGAGGUUGUUGGCCAGCAACUAGAUCCCGAACAAAUAUAUGAUUCUGUUAAUCUCUUGCUAUCUUUUCAGAGUGAGAAAGGAGGUGUGACUGCAUGGGAGCCUGUCCGUGCAUAUGAAUGGAUUGAAUUUCUCAACCCCACAGAAUUUCUUGCUAAUCUCGUGGCCGAGCGUGAGUAUGUGGAGUGCACCUCAUCUGUUAUACAAGCUUUGGUUCUGUUCAACCAACUCUAUCCAGACCACAGGACGAAAGAGAUAAGCAGGUCCAUCGAGAAAGCGGUGCACUACCUAGAAAACGAACAAAAGCCAGAUGGUUCAUGGUAUGGGAACUGGGGUGUUUGUUUCAUAUACGCCACAUGGUUUGCUCUUGGCGGCCUAGCAGCCGCUGGUAAAACAUAUGAAAAGAGUCUUGCUAUGCGUAAAGGUGUUGAGUUCUUACUCAGGACACAGAAAGAUGAUGGAGGCUGGGGCGAGAGCUAUCUGUCAUGCCCUGAAGAGAGAUACAUACCAUCAGAAGGGAAGCAAUCCAACCUUGUGCAAACAGCUUGGGCAAUGCUGGGUCUCAUUCACGCUGGACAGGCCGGGAGAGAUCCAAUACCUCUUCACCGUGCUGCAAAGCUUAUCAUCAAUUCGCAAAUGGAAGAUGGAGACUUCCCUCAACAGUCAUCGGAUUUGCAGGAGAUAGUAGGAGUGUUCAUGAAGAAUUGCUUGAUACACUAUGCUACCUACAGAAACACAUUCCCAUUAUGGGCACUUGCUGAGUAUCGUAAAGCUGCGUUUCCUAACUCAUCAACCACAUCUACAGCUUCCUAAAUAACUGCUCACCCAUUAUAGACAAAAGAAAGAACAAACUAUUGUCAAAAUGGAACAAAAUAGCAAAUUGUAACACUAAAAAAGUUACAUAUUCAGAUGAUAAGGAAUGUUUUUAAUUAUUAAAAAAGGAUGACUAUUAAAUAGGGAUUCUCACAAAGUUGUGAGGAUUUGAGGUUGCUUAGUA
This is a messenger RNA of Brassica rapa (field mustard), 4687 nucleotides long. Its product is annotated as amyrin synthase LUP2. Gene Ontology annotation, biological process: triterpenoid biosynthetic process. Lineage: Eukaryota; Viridiplantae; Streptophyta; Magnoliopsida; Brassicales; Brassicaceae. Gene Ontology annotation, cellular component: lipid droplet. The record is from RefSeq and is a predicted model, not a curated record. Gene Ontology annotation, molecular function: beta-amyrin synthase activity.